Molecule: messenger RNA, 2637 nt
Organism: Sphenostylis stenocarpa
Lineage: Eukaryota; Viridiplantae; Streptophyta; Magnoliopsida; Fabales; Fabaceae
Source: the annotation of a GenBank genome assembly
AUGUCUAAAACUAGAAGCAUAGCGCCAUUGAACACUUAUCCAACUUUUCAUAGUCCCAGAAACAAGUCAAACUUUGCAAAAUCUCCCAAUUGUUUCAUCUUCUUCAGACAAUCUGGGACAACAUGUCUGCCACCUCCAAAUUUUGACCUUUCUUUCUGUAGCAGUGUUUGUGUCUCUGCAACUUUGUCCAAGGCCACCUACAAAGUGGCCUUGGAUAAAAAUGCAAAAAUUCUCAAAUUCUGCCAAACGGGUGAUCUCAAAAACGCCAUGGAAUUGCUCAAAAUGUCAGAAAUGUCUGAACUUGAGCUGCAUACUUACUGUUCUGUGUUGCAGCUCUGUGCCGAGCUUAAGUGUUUGGAAGAAGGAAAGAUGGUUCACUCCAUUAUCACCUCCAAUGGCAUGGAAAUUGAUGAGUUUGUUGGGGUAAAGCUAGUCUUCAUGUAUGUGCAUUGUGGUGAUUUGGAUAAAGGGAGACAAAUAUUAGAUGGGUUUCUCGGUGAUAAGAUUUAUCUCUGGAAUCUUUUGAUGUCUAAAUAUGCAAAGAUUGGUAAAUACGAGGAAGCUGUUAGUCUUAUUGAGAAAAUGCAGAAGUUGGGAAUAAGAGGGGAUCCUUUUACUUUUACUAGUAUGUUGAAGUGUUACACUGCAUUGGCAAAGCUGAGGGAGUGUAAAAGCGUUCACGGUUAUGCUUUUAAACUAGGUUUUGGUUCUUAUAAUGCUGUUGUUAACUCUCUAAUAGCAGCUUAUUUUAAAAGUCGUGAAGUUGAGAGUGCACAUAAUAUGUUUGAUGAAUUGAGUGAGCCAGAUGUUGUUUCCUGGAGUUCCAUGAUUAAUGGUUAUGUUAUGAAUGGGUUUUCCAGGAAAGGACUUGAGUUUUUAAUUCAGAUGCUGAAUUUGGGGGUUGAGAUAGAAUUGCCCACCUUGGUUAGCGUUCUUAUGGCUUGUGCAAAAGUUGGCAACCUUUCAUUGGGUAGAGCUCUUCAUGCUUACGGAGUGAAAACUGGUUUUAGCGGGGAUGUCAUGUUUGACAACACCUUACUAGACAUGUAUUCUAAAUGUGGUUAUUUGAAAGGUGCAACUGAUGUUUUUGUAAAGAUGGGUGAAACUAAUAUUGUUUCUUGGACUUCAAUCAUAGCUGCUUAUAUACGGAAAGGUCUGUAUGAUGAGGCCAUUGAAUUAUUUGGUGAAAUGCAAAGCAAAGGUCUUAAGCCAGAUGCUUAUACACUCUCAAGUGUUCUUCAUGCUUGUGCUUAUAGCAACUCGUUGGAUAAAGGAAGGGAUAUACAUAAUUUCAUUAAAAAGAAUUACAUGGAAUUGCAUUUACCUGUUUCUAAUGCUCUCAUGAACAUGUAUGCAAAAUGUGGAAUCAUGGAAGAAGCUCAUUUAAUUUUCUCUCAAAUUCCUGUCAAAGACACUGUCUCAUGGAACACAAUCAUUGGAGGUUAUUCGCAAAACUCACUUCCCUAUGAAGCUCUAGAACUGUUUCUGGACAUGCAAAAGCAAUUGAAGCCUAAUGACAUUACAAUGGCUUGUGUCCUUCCAGCUUGUGCAGGCUUAGCAGCUCUUGAGAAAGGUAGAGAGAUACAUGGACACAUAUUGAGAAAAGGGUACUUUUCAGAGUUGCAUGUUUCCUGUGCACUUGUUGAUAUGUAUGUGAAGUGUGGGUUAGUAGUUCUUGCACAGCAACUGUUUGAUAUGAUUCCUAAAAAGGAUAUCAUCUUGUGGACCGUUAUGAUUGCUGGAUAUGGCAGGCAUGGGUUUGGAAAGGAGGCAGUUUCCACAUUUGAAAAGAUGAGGAUUGCAGGUAUUCAGCCUGAAGAGACCUGCUUCUCUUCAAUACUUUAUGCUUGCAGUCACUCUGGAUUAGUGAAAGAGGGAUGGAAAUUCUUUGAUUCCAUGAGAAGUGAAUGCAACAUUGAGCCUAAGUUAGAACACUAUGCAUGUAUGGUGGAUCUCCUUGUUCGCUCAGGAAAUCUAUCCAACGCAUACAACUUCAUUGAAACUAUGCCAAUUAAACCAGAUGCUGCAAUUUGGGGUGCCUUGCUUUCUGGAUGUGGGGUCCAUCAUGAUGUGGAGCUAGCAGAAAAAGUGGCAGAGCAUAUUUUUGAGCUUGAGCCAGAGAACACAAGGUAUUAUGUUCUUCUAGCGAAUGUCUAUGCAGAUGCAGAAAAGUGGGUAGAAGUAAAAAAGUUACAAAGAAAGAUUGGUAAGGGGGGAUUUAAAAAGGAUCAAGGUUGUAGUUGGAUUGAGAUUCAAGGAAAGUUUAAUAUCUUUGCUGCUGGGGAUACUUCCCACCCUCAGGCCAAAAGGAUAGACUCAUUGCUGAGAGAUCUGAGAAUGAAAAUGGACAGGGGAGGCUACACUAAUAAGAUGAGGUAUGCGUUAAUUAAUCCAGAUGAUAUGAAUAAGGAAGUGCUUCUAUGUGGACACAGCGAGAAAUUGGCCAUGGCUUUUGGUAUAUUAAAUUUGCCUCCAGGGAAGACUGUUAGGGUGACCAAGAAUCUAAGAGUAUGUGCGGACUGUCAUGAUAUGGGGAAGUUCAUGUCCAAAACCACUGGGAGGGAUAUUGUGUUGCGAGAUUCAAACCGGUUUCACCAUUUCAAGGAUGGUGUAUGUUCUUGCAGAGGUUUCUGGUAA